AUGUCCUUCCUCCCCCUCACAUCCCGCACACUGCGCACCCUCCCGAAACAACAAUGCUUCUCUCUCCUGCGCACACCCACCCGUACCAUAACCAGCAAAGCCCCCUCAACCCCGCAACUCGAUCCGAUAUCCCUCCACCGACUCGAAGCCACGCGUCGCGCCUACUACAAACGCCGCACCUUAUAUUCCGCCUCCGGGUUCCUCGUCGGCAUGGUCUGCAUCUGGGUAACCGCAACCUCAAUCGAUAUCCCUCCGCCUGCCAAACUCGACACCUCUCGAUCUAGCAACUCUCUCUCCUCCUCCUCUCCCGUUACCAUUCUCCCCCCCUCUUUCAAAUCCACAACAACAACAGAAGAAGAAGAUCUCAUCCCCACCGGCACCAGCACCAUCCCCACCUUCCCCAAGACCCUGCACUUCACCGACACCCCCUCGACCCACCCCCCAGAACUCUACCAACUCCUCGGUCUCGGCAUCCGCACCGUCUCCUUCCUGCACAUCCAAGUCUACGUCCUCGGUCUGUACAUCUCCCCCUCCUCAAUCCCCACUCUACAAACCUCUCUCCUCCAACUCGCCGCUCCAAAUGGGGCAUCUACCCUCGUCGCCAACGAAAAAGAUGCUUUAAAAUCUAUGCUACUCGACCCCUCCCGCAGCGAAGAAAUCUGGUCUACGAUUCUCAAAAAUCCCGAAAUAAAAUCUAUCGUCCGUAUCGUCCCAACGCGAAAUACAGAUUUCCACCAUUUGCGCGACGCAUGGGUACGUAGUCUUACAGCGCGGGCUCAGAAAAACAGAGAGGAAUUCGGGGAUGAAGCGUUUGGGAAGGCGAUGGGAGAGUUCAAGGCACUGUUUAAUAGGGGGAGUGUACCGAAGGGACGGGAACUUUUGUUGAGUCGGGAUGAGAGUGGGAAAUUGGGCGUGUGGUAUGAGGAUGGGGUGAGUGGGAGUCAGAGGUUGGGAGAGGUGAGGGAUGAGAGGAUUAGUAGGGGUAUUUGGCUGGGGUAUCUGGCGGGCGCGAAUGUGAGUAGUGAGGAAGCGAGGAGGAGUGUGGUGGAGGGGGUCAUGAGGUUUGUGGAACGUCCGGUUGGGAGUGUGGAGGGGAUGGUGAGGGUGUAG
Botrytis porri is the source of this 1110-nucleotide messenger RNA. RefSeq lists its product as uncharacterized. NCBI's taxonomy places the organism in Eukaryota, Fungi, Ascomycota, Leotiomycetes, Helotiales, Sclerotiniaceae. The transcript has a single exon. Gene Ontology annotation, molecular function: intramolecular lyase activity. The record is from RefSeq and is a predicted model, not a curated record. The coding region runs from base 1 to 1110 and encodes 369 amino acids.